Molecule: messenger RNA, 660 nt
Organism: Clonostachys byssicola
Lineage: Eukaryota; Fungi; Ascomycota; Sordariomycetes; Hypocreales; Bionectriaceae
Source: the annotation of a GenBank genome assembly
AUGAAGUUCCUCGCUGCCCUCACAGCUUUCGCUUGCCUCGCUGCUGCGGCUCCCGCAGAGCUUGACACCCGCCAGCUUGGCUCCAGCACCGCCACCGAUCUCGAGAAAGGCCAGAGCAGCAACUGCCCUUCUGCCAUUCUCAUCUUCGCUCGCGGCUCAACUGAGACCGGAAACAUGGGCAUGAGUGUUGGUACCUCCCUCUCGGGAGCUCUCAAGAAGAAGGUCAGCGGCAUUUGGAUCCAGGGCGUCGGCGGUCCCUACACUGCUGGCCUUGGCGAUAACGCUCUGCCUCGAGGCUCCAGCGCCGCCGCCAUCAAGGAGGGUGUUCGCCUGAUGAACCUCGCCCACGAGAAGUGCCCCAACGCGGCAAUCCUGACCGGAGGAUACAGCCAAGGAAGCGCCCUCAUUGCGGCAGCCAUCACGGACUUGGACGCUACAGUGCGUGAGCAGGUCAAGGGCGCUGCUCUGUUCGGGUACACCCAGAACAAGCAGAACAAGGGCCAGAUCCCCAGCUUCCCCGCCGACAGGACCAAGGUCUUCUGCGCUUCCGGCGAUCUGGUCUGCGAGGGCAGCCUCGUCGUCGCCGCUCCGCACUUCACCUACGGCAGUUCCGCCAGCGGCGAGGGCGCCGAUUUCCUCGCUGGCAAGGUCUCUAGCUAA